UCUGUCGCCAAGGUGCAGCGAUGGCGGCGGGAGUUGGGGGGAAGGUUCUGGAAUAUGAGGCGUUCGUCAACGAUGUUCUGAAGAGGGACCUGAAGAAAGUUUUGGAACAGCGUGAUGAAGUGUAUGAGCAGAUUGCCCAGUACCUGCAGCUGAAGAACGUCAUCGAGAGGGUGCAGGAGUCGGAGGAGCAGCGGCUGAAGAUGGAGGUGGACCUGGGCUGUAACUUCUAUGUGCAGGCGAAGGUGCCGGAUGUGUCGAAGAUCUUCCUGUUGGUGGGCUACGGAUUCUACGUGGAGUUGACACUGCCUGAAGCUCUGCGCUUCAUAGAAAAGAAAUCCCAGCACCUCACUGAGGUGGCGGAGAAGCUGAGCAAAGACUCGGCCAAGAUUAAGGGCAACAUCCGCAUGGUGCUGGAGGCUCUGUGUGAACUCCAGGGAAUCAAAGACCUGCCCCCGGAAACCGGGAGGGAAGUCUACUGAUGGAAUCCAGCCACAGGGAGGGAGGGGAAGGAGAUCCCAGCUGGGCAAGCAGACACACAUCCCAAUGCCUGUACCAGGAACUCCCAUGUUUUAUCAGGAGGAGGGUGUGCAGGCAGACUGCUUACGUACCUGUCAUCAGGACAAAGGCCUCGUAUCUUCCCUUCAUCUUGCGCUUGCCUUUCACUGAGAUAUGGACCUCAACUGAGUAAGACCUGGUGCUCACCAGGAUAUAGAACCAACAGGACCUCGGGACAAAAGCUCACUGUUGUUUCCUAACUUGGUGACCAACACCGCACUUAGUUUCGUGAAGGAACACUGGCGAAGGAACCUUACAAUCUAACCCUUUUUCUCACUAACGCAUUGCUUUUUUUUAAACCCAUGCCCCAGGACUGUGUGACGGGACGGUGCAGAGGGAGCUUCACUCUGUGUCUGACCCCGGGAGUGUGUGACGGGACAGUGCAGAGAGAGCUUCACCCUGUGUCUGACCCCGGGAGUGUGUGACGGGACGGUGCGGAGGGAGCUUCACCCUGUGUCUGACCCCGGGAGUGUGUGACGGGACGGUGCGGAGGGAGCUUCACCCUGUGUCUGACCCCGGGAGUGUGUGACGGGACGGUGCGGAGGGAGCUUCACUCUGUGUCUGACCCCAGGAGUGUGUGACGGGACAGUGCAGAGGGAGCUUCACCCUGUGUCUGACCCCGGGAGUGUGUGAUGGGACGGUGCGGAGGGAGCUUCACCCUGUGUCUGACCCCGGGAGUGUGUGACGGGACGGUGCGGAGGGAGCUUCACCCUGUGUUUGACCCCGGGAGUGUGUGACGGGACGGUGCAGAGAGAGCUUCACCCUGUGUCUGACCCCGGGAGUGUGUGACGGGACGGUGCGGAGGGAGCUUCACUCUGUGUCUGACCCCAGGAGUGUGUGACGGGACAGUGCAGAGGGAGCUUCACCCUGUGUCUGACCCCGGGAGUGUGUGAUGGGACGGUGCGGAGGGAGCUUCACCCUGUGUCUGACCCUGGGAGUGUGUGACGGGACGGUGCGGAGGGAGCUUCACCCUGUGUUUGACCCCGGGAGUGUGUGACGGGACGGUGCGGAGGGAGCUUCACUCUGUGUCUGACCCCGGGAGUGUGUGACGGGAUGGUGCGGAGGGAGCUUCACCCUGUGUCUGACCCCGGGAGUGUGUGAUGGGACGGUGCGGAGGGAGCUUCACCCUGUGUCUGACCCUGGGAGUGUGUGACGGGACGGUGCGGAGGGAGCUUCACCCUGUGUCUGACCCUGGGAGUGUGUGACGGGACGGUGCGGAGGGAGCUUCACCCUGUGUUUGACCCCGGGAGUGUGUGACGGGACGGUGCGGAGGGAGCUUCACCCUGUGUUUGACCCCGGGAGUGUGUGACGGGACGGUGCAGAGGGAGCUUCACUCUGUGUCUGACCCCGGGAGUGUGUGACGGGACGGUGCGGAGGGAGCUUCACCCUGUGUCUGACCCCGGGAGUGUGUGACGGGACGGUGCAGAGGGAGCUUCACUCUGUGUCUGACCCCGGGAGUGUGUGAUGGGACGGUGCAGAGGGAGCUUCACUCUGUGUCUGACCCCGGGAGUGUGUGAUGGGACGGUGUAGAGGGAGCCUCACUCUGUGUCUGACCCCGGGAGUGUGCGAUGGGACGGUGCAGAGGGAGCUUCACUCUGUGUCUGACCCCGGGAGUGUGUGAUGGGACGGUGCAGAGGGAGCUUCACUCUGUGUCUGACCCCGGGACUGUGUGAUGAGACAGUAUAGAGGGAGCUUCACUCUUCAUCCAAUCUGCUUUUUACCCUGUGCCUGGAGAUGAAAUGCAAAACGGUAUUUAACUUUAUUUUUUG
Messenger RNA from Pristis pectinata (smalltooth sawfish), 2324 nucleotides. It is a transcript of the gene uxt, whose product is annotated as ubiquitously-expressed, prefoldin-like chaperone. The coding region runs from base 21 to 479 and encodes 152 amino acids. The record is from RefSeq and is a predicted model, not a curated record. Lineage: Eukaryota; Metazoa; Chordata; Chondrichthyes; Rhinopristiformes; Pristidae. The transcript has 6 exons. Gene Ontology annotation, molecular function: transcription corepressor activity. Gene Ontology annotation, biological process: negative regulation of transcription by RNA polymerase II.